Molecule: messenger RNA, 1087 nt
Organism: Ananas comosus (pineapple)
Lineage: Eukaryota; Viridiplantae; Streptophyta; Magnoliopsida; Poales; Bromeliaceae
Product: E3 ubiquitin ligase BIG BROTHER-like
Exons: 8
Coding region: 48-794 (248 amino acids)
Biological process (GO): protein ubiquitination; negative regulation of organ growth
Molecular function (GO): ubiquitin-protein transferase activity; ubiquitin conjugating enzyme binding
Source: RefSeq, a predicted model, not a curated record
CAAUUUUUGCUUCACCAACAAGUGGCAAUAGAGCUUUGGUGGUCACCAUGACAAUUGAAUUUGAAACAAAAGAGAGAGAGAAAACUCAUGUGUAUUAUGUAAACUCUCCUGGCUCCAAUGCUGCAGAAGAGAAAUUGGAAGGAUUAGAUGAUCUCGUCGAUGCUGCUGUCGAAGUGAUUGAAGAUCAGGAAGGUCUUUACAAAUCGAUAAUGGAUAAUAAUCUGAAUGAUCAAAAUAGAGAUUCAAAUGGCGAUGCCAGAGCUGAUCAUGAUUCGGACCAAAGCAGCAGCACUAGAACUUCCUCAGGAUCUGUGAAUAUUAGCAUGCAAUUAGCAACUGACGAAGCUAUAGCUAGGCAAAUGCAGGAGUUAGAGAAUUUGCAUAUUCUUACAUCUUCCAACGAAUUCACAGAUAUGAACACUGUCGAGCCUUCCGUAGAGACUGGUGAAUCCAGUGGUACCAACAACGUGAGGGAGGUCGCGCAACAAGAUGACAUAGAUCCAGAUAGUAUGACAUAUGAGCAACUGCAAUCUUUAGAGGAAGCUGUUGGUAGUGAAAACAGAGGGUUAUCUGAUGAGCUUAUCUCAUAUUUGCCUUCAUCGAAGUACAAAUGUGGCUUCUUCUCGAGAAAAGGGAAACACGAAGAGUGUGUGAUCUGUAAGGAAACCUACAAGAACCGAGAAGAGUUGAUAACCUUGCCAUGCCAACAUUCUUUCCAUGCAGCUUGCAUUCGCAGGUGGUUGAAGAUUGACAAGAAAUGUCCUGUGUGCAAAGAGGAGGUAUUUGGGCCUUAGUAGAAUCAUCGACAGAUCCGAGAAUGGUCAGCAUGAUUCGGCGCACUCUACAUCACCUGUAAGCAAAAUUCUGUGCCGACUUCGUCUGAGAAUUAGCGAAGUGCGACGCUCAAAGAGAUUUUCGGAUUAUCAUCUUUCUGGUUUGGAUUGUUUAGUUUGGUGAAUUGAAAGAGUCAGUACUGGUACAUUGUGCUUGCAUUUUAUCUUGCGCAUUUGCUUUGUAAAAACAGCCUUGUAUUUUCCAAGGGACUAAUUAAUAAGUAUGGUUGUGUAUUAAUGCAUAUUUUGCUUAA